AUGACACUACCUGAAUCUAAAGACUUUUCUUAUUUAUUUUCGGAGGAAACCAAAGCUCGUAAACCAUCUCCAUUGAAGACCUGCAUCCAUCUUUUCCAUGACCCUAAUAUUGUCUUCUUGGGUGGUGGUUUGCCAUUGAAGGACUAUUUCCCAUGGGAUAAUCUAACCGUUGAUUCGCCCAAACCACCUUUCUCUCAGGGCAUUGGCGCUCCAAUUGACGAGCAGAACUCUUUGAAAUACACUGUCAACAAGGACUACGCUGAUGCAGGUGCUAAUCCCUUUCACGAUAUUCCAUUGUCGAGAGCUUUGCAGUACGGGUUCAGUGCAGGUCAACCUGAAUUAUUGGAUUUCAUUAAAGAGCACACUAAGAUCAUCCAUGACAUAAAAUACAAAGAUUGGGACGUCAUUGCCACUGCAGGUAACACUAACGCUUGGGAAUCUACUUUGAGAGUUUUUUGUAACAGAGGAGACGUCAUCUUAGCCGAAGCCCAUUCUUUUUCAUCUUCUUUGGCUGCUGCUGAAGCUCAAGGUAUUAUUACCUUCCCUGUACCAAUUGAUGCUGAUGGUAUCAUCCCUGAAAAAUUGGCAAAAAUUAUGGACAACUGGACUCCUGGUGCUCCCAGACCAAAAUUAUUAUACACUAUCCCAACGGGCCAAAAUCCAACAGGGACUUCUAUAGCUGAUGAUAGAAAGGAAGCAAUCUACAAGAUUGCUCAAAAGCACGAUUUCUUAAUUGUGGAAGACGAACCUUACUAUUUCCUACAAAUGAACCCCUACAUCAAAGACUUAAAGGAGAGAGAGAAGGCUCAAAGUUCUCCAAAGCAAGACCAUGAUGAGUUUUUGAAAUCGUUGUCCAAUACUUUCCUUUCCUUGGACACUGAAGGUCGUGUCAUAAGAAUGGAUUCGUUCUCGAAAGUGUUGGCUCCAGGAACAAGAUUGGGGUGGAUUACAGGUUCAUCCAGGAUUUUGGAACCUUACUUCAGUUUGCAUGAAAUGACUAUUCAAGCUCCAGCAGGUUUCACACAAGUCUUGGUCAACGCUACACUGUCUAGAUGGGGCCAAAAGGGUUAUUUAGACUGGUUACUUGGUCUACGUCAUGAAUACACUUUGAAACGUGAUCGCGCCAUUGAUGCCCUUUACGAAUACCUACCACAAAACGAUACCUUUGUUAUCAACCCACCAAUCGCAGGUAUGUUCUUCACCGUGAACAUCGAUGCCUCUGCUCAUCCUGAAUUCAAAACAAAAUACAAUUCGGAUCCUUACCAGUUGGAACAAACUAUGUACAAGAAAGUUGUCGAGAAUGGUGUUCUAGUGGUGCCUGGUUCUUGGUUCAAGAGUGAGGGUGAAACGAAACCUCCUCAACCUGCUGAAUCUAAAGAGGUCAGUAACCCAAACAUUAUUUUCUUCAGAGGUACUUAUGCUGCUGUCUCUCCAGAAAAAUUGGUUGAAGGUAUAAAAAGAUUGGGUGAUACAUUACAUGAAGAGUUUGGUAUUGCCAAAUAG
Messenger RNA from Saccharomyces eubayanus, 1503 nucleotides. RefSeq names its product bifunctional 2-aminoadipate transaminase/aromatic-amino-acid:2-oxoglutarate transaminase (gene ARO8). Bases 1 to 1503 code for a protein of 500 amino acids. The record is from RefSeq and is a predicted model, not a curated record. Gene Ontology annotation, molecular function: pyridoxal phosphate binding; aromatic-amino-acid:2-oxoglutarate transaminase activity; L-2-aminoadipate:2-oxoglutarate transaminase activity. NCBI's taxonomy places the organism in Eukaryota, Fungi, Ascomycota, Saccharomycetes, Saccharomycetales, Saccharomycetaceae. The transcript has a single exon. Gene Ontology annotation, biological process: aromatic amino acid catabolic process; L-tyrosine biosynthetic process.